Molecule: messenger RNA, 2622 nt
Organism: Rhododendron vialii
Lineage: Eukaryota; Viridiplantae; Streptophyta; Magnoliopsida; Ericales; Ericaceae
Product: phosphatidylinositol 3,4,5-trisphosphate 3-phosphatase and protein-tyrosine-phosphatase PTEN2A-like
Exons: 15
Coding region: 601-2397 (598 amino acids)
Biological process (GO): dephosphorylation
Cellular component (GO): cytosol
Molecular function (GO): phosphatidylinositol-3,4,5-trisphosphate 3-phosphatase activity
Source: RefSeq, a predicted model, not a curated record
AGUUGUGAAAAGAAACAUAAAAAAGGGACAAAAACGAGCAAACGGUUUCUCUCUCUCUCUCCAACACUUCCAAAGUCUCAAUCUCGAAAUCUUUGCCCAGAACGAGCUAAACGGAGGUUCUAUUCCAUCUUCAGAUGUUUCACUUUGUGGGACCUAUGAAAUGAACGGUUCUUAUCAUCUUUGGGGUCCCAAGGUGAAGCCCAUGAAUGAAAGCUUAGAGGAGUAUGGAGCGAGGGGGUAUGGAGGGGAGCUAAUUCCCUAAUCAAAAUCUCUUACACUGGGAGGGCAUUGAUUUCUCCACCUUUUAAACUCCUUUUAUUGCUACAUAUAAAAGUCCAUUGAAGUUCCUUGUGGGGAGGUACUCAAAGCAACACAAUCAUCAAGCUCUUUCUCAAUUUAAUAGAAGCUGUUGUGUGUAGAACUCCUAUAUGGUCUGCGGAGCGUUGUCAUCCUACAGCUUUAUUAGUUGGCAAGCAAUCACAAACUCAAACUACCAACCGCUUAAACAUGAAUUCCAAACAAUGCUGAUCAAUGAAGAUUCCACAAGGCUAGACGUCCUACUUAGACCAGUUUUCAGACCACCUAUGCUUGGCUGACAAAAUGAAUUCAGAAUCUACUGAUUCAUCAUCUCUGCAUCCUGAUCAAGCUUCCCGUGAUGAAGCAUUUGCUCCAACUGUCUCUGGGAGAGAGAGUUCCACAGUUGGCUCACCAACUAUGCAAUCUACUAGUGCCAUAUCAUCUUGGGCGAAAAGUGUUAAAUUCUCGCUGCCAGCGGCCUCAGUACAUGAGGAUUCAAAGGCUGGAAAUGCUGGAAAGUCAGCCUUUGCUCGUCUUGCGAGUGGUUUUGGAUUGCAUCUACCUACAAAAGCUUCUGGGGAAACUCAGGGAGCUGCCUCAAUGACUGCACAAUCAGGUGUUUUUGAAUCAUUGACGAAAGGUUUGGUUGACUCCUCUUUGAGUGCAGUGAAAGCAGUACAGGUUAAGGCACGCCAUAUCGUCUCUCAAAACAAACGAAGAUAUCAGGAAGGAGGAUUUGAUCUAGACAUGACUUAUAUAACUGAGAAUGUAAUUGCUAUGGGAUUUCCUGCUGGUGAUAUGAGCUCUGGAUUUUUUGGAUAUGUUGAGGGUUUCUAUCGAAAUCAUAUGGAAGAAGUGAUCAAGUUUUUUGAAACUCAUCAUAAGGGAAAUUACAAAGUAUACAACCUUUGUUCAGAGAGGUUGUAUGAUUCUUCACUAUUUGAGGGGAAGGUUGCAUCUUUCCCGUUUGAUGACCAUAAUUGCCCUCCCAUGGAACUCAUUCCUCUGUUUUGUCAAAGUGCUUACGCGUGGCUAAAGGAGGACAUUCAGAAUGUAGUAGUUGUUCAUUGUAAAGCUGGAAUGGCAAGGACAGGAUUAAUGAUAUGUAGCCUACUCUUGUUUCUAAAGUUUUUCCCAACAGCGGAGGAGUGCAUUGAGUAUUAUAACCAGAAACGUUGCCUUGAUGGAAAGGGUCUAAUUCUACCAAGCCAAAUUAGGUAUGUAAAGUACUUCGAGCGCCUUUUAUCAUAUUUCAACGGCGAAAAUCAACCUGGCCGUAGGUGCAUGCUGAGGGGAUUUCGUCUCCACAACUGCCCAUACUGGAUUAGGCCUUCCAUCACUAUAUCUGACCAUAAUGGAAUUCUAUUCUCAACGAGAAAACAUGCCAAAACUAAGGAUCUAAUGCCGGAAGACUUUUGGAUCCGAGCACCAAAAAAGGGGAUUGUGGUCUUUGCUCUACCUGGGGAACCUGGCCUAACAGAGUUGAAGGGAGAUUUCAAGAUCCAUUUCCAUGACCGCCAAGGAGAUUUCUACUGUUGGUUGAAUACAUCAAUGGCGGAAAAUAGAAUUAUUCUAGACAAUUCGGAGCUUGAUGGGUUUGACAAGCGGAAAUUGCCUUCCCCAGGAUUUCAGGUUGAAAUAGUGAUGAUAGACUAUGAUGGCUCCAUUCCAACAAGGAAAAAGGCCGAAAUUGGUAACAAGGAAUCUGAUGGAAGAGUGGGAAAUGCUCUUUCCUCAACAAACAGUGUAACAACUGCCAACCAAAAUAAGGAUACAGAAAACCAAGACAACGAUGAUGUGUUCUCUGACAGUGAAGGAGAGGAAACUACGUCUUCAAAGAGUAGCCAAGCUCGAGCAACCUCUGGAGCUCCAACUUCCACACAUACUCAAUCUGGGAAUGAGGAAGUGAGGGAUUUGACUCAUGGGACGCAACGACUGUCACUCAGCAAGGAGGCCACACGAAGCAGUGAUUCCAGUGAAACAAAAAUUGAUGGGGUGGGCGGAUUGGGCUCGGGAGGGAUGAGUAGCGAUAUCAAGGCAAUUGCAGCUGAUGCUUCUGUUUUUACUUUUGGAGAUGAAGAAGAUUACGAAAGCGAGUGAAUGCCAUUGAGCUUCAUUUUGGUGUGUAAGAUUGUAUUUGACCCCCUUGUAUCUUGCUAUUGGGAAAAUUGCUUUUUAGGGCGCUGUUUGCCCAAGCUUUUGUAGUGCAGCUUCUGCUUUUUUUUGCAUCUCAGAAGCUUAGCACAACUUCUGUUCGACAGAAACAGCUGUGAAAAGAUGAAUCUAAGAAACAUCAUUUUUUAUGCUUUUGGAUUUUGACUUGAA